CACACACUUCUGCGUCCAGACAAGGGGGUUACAUCUCUUGGGUGAAGGAAAGCGACUCGUUUACCGCCAAUAUUCACACACGCGAGUGUCAGAGACCAAGUCAACAUGGCAACCCCCCAAGUCAACAUGGCGAUCAAUGAGCCUGGAAAGGAUCUUCCGCGUACACACAAGUGUGGCAAGUGCGACAAGGAGUUUCAUCAACUGAGUGACAUGAAAAGACACCUGCAUUCUCACGCUGAGAAGAAACCAUUAAAGUGCGAGGAUUGCGGCAAACAGUUCAGUAAGCUGAAUCAGCUAAAGAGUCAUAUGAGAACCCACACUGGCGAGAGGCCCUAUAAGUGUGAAGAAUGGAGCAAACAGUUUAGUGAGCUGUGUAAUCUAAAGAGGCACAUGCGGACUCAUACCGACGAGAAGCCCUAUAGGUGCGAUGAAUGCAGCAAACAGUUCAGUGAGCUGGGUUCCCUGGAGAGGCAUGUGCGGAUUCAUACAGGUGAAAAACCUUACAAAUGCGAGGAGUGCAGCAAACAGUUUAGUCAGCUGUGUAACCUGAAGAGGCAUAUAAAGACUCACACUGGUGAAAAGCCUUACAAAUGUGAGGAGUGCAGCAAACAGUUCAGUGAGCUGUGUAACCUGAAUAGUCAUAUGCGGACUCACACGGGUGAGAAGCCCUAUAAGUGUGAUGAAUGCAGCAAACAGUUUAGUGAGCUGGGUAGUUUGAAGAGUCAUAUGCGGACUCAUACCGGUGAGAAGCCCUAUAGGUGUGAUGAAUGCAGCAAACAAUUUAGUCAGUAUACUACUAUGAAGAGGCAUAUGAGUACGCACACUGGAGAAAAGCCUUACAGAUGUGAGGAGUGCAGCAGGCAGUUCUGUGCGCUAAGUAAUCUAAAGAGCCAUAUGCGUAUACACACCGUUGAGAAACCUUACAAGUGUGAGGAGUGCAGCAGACGGUUCAGUAUGUUGAGUCAUCUGAAGAGCCAUAUGAGGACUCAUACCGGUGAAAAACCCUACCGGUGUAAAGAAUGUAGUAGGAGCUUCCGGACCUCAAAUGUUCUACGCAGGCACAUGCGAACCCACAUCGACGGAAGUUCGACACAGGUACCGAAGUGAAGGUUACGGCCACCAGGGAAAAACGGAAGAGACAAGUAGGACCAAGAGAAGCCACUAAUCCAAUUUGCUAGUAUAUAGGUGACUGGUGUAGGUUCGAUUCUUCGUUGAAGAAUUUGACGACUCUGGGCUGUCAGUGAAGACAUUCACGUACACUGAUGAUCUGAUUGCAGUCAUAUUUAAUCAAUAUGUAGACACUAUACCAGCCUGUAACUUCAAUAUGUGCUGUUUGUGUUGAAAUUUAGGAAUAGUGGUGGUUUUGUCAUUGGAAAGAUUUUAGCCAAAUCAACCAUUGAAAAAACAUUGAACGUUUUAGGAUAUUGUACUCUUCUUUCAUUUUUAAUCUAUGCGUUUACGAUAUUGUGCUCUCCUGAUGUGUUUUUUUUUUUUGUAUUAAACUGGCAAGUAACUUUUGUGAACACCACAUCUGUACAUAUAUAGAUAGAAUAAGGAAGUAUAAUGAUGAUGGCGAUGAUUGUUUACUCGUUUGCACGGGACUGUAAGUAACAGAACCGCAUUAAUAUUAAUGUUAAUACAUACAUUUUUUUUUGGAAAAGACUACCUAUGAUAUAGAAAUUGCAGCGUGUUUCAAGUGUACCAUAAUCAAGGUAACUUUAUGCCGUCGUAGUUAAGUGAUAAGAAAAAGAGUGCAUUGAAAGAAGCAAACUAUUUGACACAUGCGUGAAACAUAUUUUGCUGUAUGGUUCGGAAAUAUGGGGUUCAUUCAAAACUCCAAAAUCACGCACCACCCCGGCCAAUUGAAGCUAUCCAUCUAAAAUUUUGUAAACAAUCAUUGAAUGUCCCCAGAUCCGCAUAUGCAUG
This is a messenger RNA of Branchiostoma floridae (Florida lancelet), 1926 nucleotides long. Its product is annotated as zinc finger protein 239-like. The record is from RefSeq and is a predicted model, not a curated record. The coding region runs from base 106 to 1107 and encodes 333 amino acids. The transcript has 2 exons. NCBI's taxonomy places the organism in Eukaryota, Metazoa, Chordata, Leptocardii, Amphioxiformes, Branchiostomatidae.